Messenger RNA from Trichechus manatus latirostris (Florida manatee), 3303 nucleotides. It is a transcript of the gene SEC16B, whose product is annotated as SEC16 homolog B, endoplasmic reticulum export factor. The transcript has 25 exons. NCBI's taxonomy places the organism in Eukaryota, Metazoa, Chordata, Mammalia, Sirenia, Trichechidae. Bases 130 to 3303 code for a protein of 1057 amino acids. Gene Ontology annotation, biological process: COPII vesicle coat assembly; autophagy; Golgi organization. Gene Ontology annotation, cellular component: endoplasmic reticulum exit site; ER to Golgi transport vesicle membrane. The record is from RefSeq and is a predicted model, not a curated record.
AACCUAAUCAAGCACCAUGGGUAGAUAUAGGCUUAAAAUGAUGAUAAUUUAUUUUGGUUUUUGUCUUCAGGAAGUUAAAAUAACUACACCACUGACUCAACACCCAAAAGAAAAUUCAGAGGGUCAGGGAUGGAACCUUGGGUUCCCCAGAGGCCACCUCAGUCACAGGGGAGGCCCAUAGCACCGUCAAAGGAUCGGGAACGAGGGCUUCAGAGAGAUGGAUGUCAUAGGCCUAUCCCUCACUCUCGGCACAAUGGAGAGUGGUUCCACCAGUGGCAAGACCUCCGAGGGAGCCCCCAGCCACAGCAGGAUCCCAGGGCAGGCCACCACCAGCUUCAGCAUCCACACAGGCUUGGGGAGUGGCAUCAACCUGUGUCUGGGAUUGACUGUUACGAAGGUGGUUAUUCUAUAUAUUCAAGGACAGGCUAUGAGAAUCCAUAUCAGAGCUAUCAUUCUCCAACCCUAAGGGAAGAAUAUGCUUAUGGAAGUUAUUCCUAUCAUGGACUUCCACAGAAGCUACUGGAAGAAAGAGUUCCAAGGCAAGGGAGUUCUUAUGCCUGGCAUGAAGAUUACCAAGACCAAAAGUACCUCAAAGAACAUCAUUAUGAAACUCAGAAUAGUUCGUUUGGAACAAAUAAUGAGACCCAAUUUCAAUCUAAGAAUCGGAACUGUUACAGAGACAGUCCUGCUUCCAACUCUGGACAGGAGAGGCCUGGAGAGGUGUUUCCAGACAGCCUGCUGCCUGGGGCCCAGAAGAGUAAGCCAUCAUUGACCAGCGAGUCCAACCUUCUGCAGCAGCACGAGUCUGGUCUCAGCUCCAGCAGCUAUGAGCUCAGUCAGUACAUGGUGGAAGCUUCUGAGCAGUAUGAUCCUAUGGCUUCAGCAGUUUGGAGUCCAAUUCAGGCUGAGGAUGUCUCAACAGCUGGUCCCAAGGCCCCCAUGAAGUUCUACGUCCCCCAUGUGCCUGUGAGUUUUGGACCAGGAGGUCAGCUGGUGUGUGUGGGUCCAAGGUCUCCCACUGAUGGGCAAACAGCCCUUGUUGAAUUGCACAGCAUGGAGGUUAUUCUUGGUGACUCUGAGGAACAAGAAGAGAUGAGAACUUUCUCAGGACCCCUGAUCAGGGAAGAUGUACACAAGGUGGAUAUCAUGACGUUUUGCCAACAGAAAGCAGCUCAGAGCUGCAAAUCAGAGACACCGAGGAGCAGAGACUUGGCUCUGCUGUGGCAACUGCUGGUUCUCCUUUGUCGGCAGAAUGGGUCCAUGGUGGGAUCUGACAUAGCUGAGCUGCUGAUGCAAGACUGCAAGAAGCUGGAGAAGUACAAGAGGCAACGCCCUGUGGCCAACCUCAUCAACCUGACGGAUGAGGACUGGCCAGUGCUGAGCUCAGGGACCCCAAACCUGCUCACUGGGGAGAUCCCCCCAAGUGUGGAGACACCUGCGCAGGUUGUGGAGAAAUUCACAAAACUGCUCUACUAUGGAAGAAAGAAGGAAGCCUUGGAAUGGGCCAUGAAGAACCACUUGUGGGGCCACGCUUUGUUCCUGUCCAGCAAGAUGGACCCAAGGACCUACAGCUGGGCCAUGAGUGGCUUUACCAGCACGCUGGCGCUCAACGACCCAUUGCAGACCCUCUUCCAGCUCAUGUCGGGGAGGAUUCCACAAGCAGCCACGUGUUGUGGGGACAAGCGGUGGGGAGACUGGAGGCCUCACUUGGCUGUGAUUCUGUCGAAUCAGGCUGGGGACCCGGAGCUACAUCGGCGUGUGAUCAUCACCAUGGGCGACACCCUGGCUGGGAAGGGGCUCGUGGAGGCCGCUCACUUCUGCUACCUCAUGGCUCACGUGCCCUUUGGCUACUACACGGUGAAGACAGACCAUCUGGCCUUGCUGGGCAGCAGCCACAGCCAAGAGUUUUUGAAAUUUGCAACGACUGAGGCUAUCCAGAGGACAGAGAUCUUUGAGUACUGCCAGAUGUUGGGCCGCUCCAAGUCCUUCAUCCCUUCUUUCCAGGUAUAUAAACUCCUUUAUGCUUCCCGUCUGGCAGAUUAUGGCCUCACGUCCCAGGCCUUGCAUUACUGUGAAGCCAUUGGUGUGGCCCUCCUUAGCCAGGGAGAGAACAGUCACCCCGUGCUGUUAGCGGAACUCAUCAAGCUAGCAGAAAAACUGAAGCUGUCAGAUCCUCUGGUGUUGGAAAGACGCCGCGGAGACAGGGACUUAGAGCCAGAUUGGCUGAUGCAACUUCGGAGGCGGCACAAGGAGCUGGGAGUGGAGCAGAAAGUAGCAGAAGACGUUGGUGAUCCACAUUCCGCUCACUCAGAUAUUUUGGGAACUGGAGGAACAACAGAAAACACUUUCUACCAGGAUCUUUCAGGACAUCAAGGCUACUCAGAGCCCCUUGGGUACCGCUCAGCCCCAUGGCCAAUGCCGGAGCAGACAGACCCAAGCCAGCCCAGCUCACAACAGCCCUUUCCCCUGCAGCCAGUGGGAGGAGGUGCAGGGCCGACAGGGGCACCGCUGCCUCUGUACUCAGUUCCUGAGACCCAUCCACCAGGGACUGGCCGCAGUGUGGCAGUGACAGCAGCUCCUGGAGCAAGGGCCCGGGAGGAAGCCCUGCAGGCACACCCACCCCUUGGAGAGAACACUGUGUGUCAAGAACCCCUCCAGCAUCCUGAUGGUCAAGAGGUUAUUUCCAAACCACAGGCUCCACUGGUUCCCAGAGCACGAACUAUUUCUGAGAGCUCCACCAUUUCAGUCAAGGAGGAUGAGGAGGAGUCCUUUGAUGAGGCAGAUAAAAAAUCUCUCCAAAAUAAUGGACAGAGAGAAAAGCGAGGAGAUGUGAAAGAGAAUGCAAAGAGCUCAGGGUUCAGAUGGUUCAGCUGGUUUCGAGCGAAGCCCGCCACCAACAUGUCCUCCUCUGGAGACGAAGACUCACUGGACAGUCCCGACUCUGAGGAGACCCCCAGAGCAUCUUCUCCCUUGCAGGCUGGCCCGGGCCUCUCCCUGACUGCGCCCCUUGGGCCCCAGCCUCUGCCAGGCACCAGUACCCUCUCCCAGAGCACAGGUGGUGGGGAACCCCAAGGAUCCAUGUCCAGCAGGGGAAACGCUGAGGGCACCGGGAUUGGAGGUGUGCAGGGGCCUCAGGGUGUUUCUUCUGAGCUCUACUUCAACCCUGGUGGUCUGCUUCUUCCACCCUCCUUGAAAGGGGCUGUUCCUCUCUACAAUCCAUCUCAGGUUCCUCAGCUCUCCAUGGCUGCUAGCCUGAAUCGGCCAAAUCGCUUAGCUCAGCGUCGCUAUCCAACACAGCCAUGA